CCCAAAAUCAGCACACAAUUCCAAACACUAUUCCUCGAAACUUGACCUCUAAUUUCUCUCCUAAAUUCCUCCCCAUUCAUCUUCAUGACGAAUUCGACUCUGCGUUUUUCCUAAAAGGGGUUGCUUUUUGUUCAAAAGUCUGCCUCGUGUUCUAUUAGGUGGGCAGGCUUUUGUCACAAACAAUGGGCAGUGCAUUUAAUCCACAGAUCCUGGUGGAAAAGCUGUCCAAGCUCAACAAUACACAGCAGAGCAUUGAGACUUUAUCGCAUUGGUGUAUUUUUCAUAUGAACAAGGCAAAACAAGUUGUUGAAACAUGGGAUAGACAAUUCCAUUGCUCCCCACGGGAGCAGCGAUUGGCUUUUCUAUAUCUUGCGAAUGAUAUUCUGCAGAUUAGUAGGCGGAAGGGGUCAGAGUUUGUUGGUGAGUUUUGGAAGGUUCUUCCAGAAGCCCUUCGUGAGGUAAUUGAGAAUGGGGAUGAGUUCGGAAGAAAUGCUGCACUACGGCUGAUCAGCAUUUGGGAGGAAAGAAAGGUCUUUGGUUCUCGAGGGCAGAUUCUUAAGGAGGAGCUUGUGGGAAGGCACCAGGAAAAUAGUAAUAGAAAUGGGAAGCAUUCAGGGUUAAAACUGAGACCUUCUGCUGGAAAUGCAUUAGAUAAAAUAGUUUCAGGUUAUCAAGUUGUUUAUGGUGGCCAACUUGAUGAAGAUGCUAUGUUGAGCAAAUGUAGGAAUGCUAUUAGCUGCGUUGAGAAAGUUGAUAAGGAAAUUGGGGGUGAUUUUAAUUUAGGAAAACUCAAUGGCUCUGGCAUUGUGGAGGAGCUUAAAGGGCAGCAUGGUAUAUUGAGAGACUGUAUUGAACAGUUAACGGUAGUUGAAUCAUCAAGAACAAAUCUUGUGUCUCAUCUGAGAGAGGCUCUUCGGGAGCAGGAAUUCAAACUGGAUCAAAUCCGCAAUCAACUUCAGACAGCUCAGUCCCAGUCAGAACAGGCAGGUAAUAUGUGCAGACAGUUACUGAACAACAAUGGACAGUUAUUAGCUGACCAGAACAUGAAGGAAACUCAUACCUCCAUAGCUCCACCUAGUUUUAUAACUGGAAGCAAAGAACAAUCAGCUCCAGUAAUGUACACUAGACAGGUACCUUUUGCUGAAAAAUCUGGAGAUGACACCAAAGCUGCAGCUGCUGCAGUGGCGGCAAAGCUUACUGCAUCUACAUCCUCAGCUCAGAUGCUGACUUAUGUCCUCUCUUCUCUGGCAUCAGAAGGCGUCAUUGGCAAUCCGAUGAAAGAAUCUUCCGUUGAUUAUCCUUCUGAAAAGAGAACUAAGCUUGAGAAUGACCACACCACUUACAUGCCAUCUCAGAAUCCUCGACCACCAGUUCCACCUUAUCCGCAUCCCGACUCCCUGCCACACAGUAGUAUUCCAAUCACCACACAAGAAUUGACUGCAAAUGAACAACCACGUCCCCCAUCAUCCCCUCCGCCAUUGCCUCCAUUACCACCGCCUAUGCAGCCAUAUCAAUUGCCUCAGUUCAUGCAGACUGCUGGAUCUAUUAGCUUACCAUAUGGCUUUGGUACAACCCAACUGCAGCCACCGCUCAUGCCUGGUUAUCCGAGUGUAGGGGCUCUGAUGAAUGGUGUUUCUUCCUUCUCAGCUCCUCCAUCAAAUGUGUACCAGAGUUUUCAAGGAUCAGAAGGAGGUUUUUAUAGCCAGGCAUCAUCCUUGCCAAUGGCACCAAUCUCGCGGCAGUAGAAUUAUCAGUCUUCAUUGUUUGUUGAGAGGAAAGGUCUGGGAUGGUAAUUUUAGGACAUAUGAGAAUAAAUGAAGCUUCUUUGUGCCUUUUGAUUACUGACCCAUAAAAAUAGAUUUUGCACAUGGUAAGUAAAUGUUUGUAUUCAUAUUUAUAAAAUGUGUUUGAAAUUUAAUUUAGAAGUUGAAAUAAUUUAAUUUUGAUGUUGAAAUGAAGAUAAGAAGUUUGAUUGUGUUAA
Molecule: messenger RNA, 1981 nt
Organism: Camellia sinensis
Lineage: Eukaryota; Viridiplantae; Streptophyta; Magnoliopsida; Ericales; Theaceae
Biological process (GO): mRNA 3'-end processing
Molecular function (GO): RNA polymerase II complex binding
Source: RefSeq, a predicted model, not a curated record